This is a messenger RNA of Cydia strobilella, 4226 nucleotides long. Its product is annotated as putative Dol-P-Glc:Glc(2)Man(9)GlcNAc(2)-PP-Dol alpha-1,2-glucosyltransferase. Gene Ontology annotation, cellular component: endoplasmic reticulum. Gene Ontology annotation, molecular function: dolichyl pyrophosphate Glc2Man9GlcNAc2 alpha-1,2-glucosyltransferase activity. Gene Ontology annotation, biological process: dolichol-linked oligosaccharide biosynthetic process; protein N-linked glycosylation. Lineage: Eukaryota; Metazoa; Arthropoda; Insecta; Lepidoptera; Tortricidae. The coding region runs from base 190 to 1635 and encodes 481 amino acids. The record is from RefSeq and is a predicted model, not a curated record. The transcript has 2 exons.
UGCACCGCACCGCCCGCCAUUUCUAUUUAGUCGUGGACCGUGGUACUACAAUGCCGGCUUCCUAUUUCUAUUACUUUUCUGAUAAGAACUGUGCUAUUUUAAGUUAGAACUAGCACACGAGUACAAUUUUCAUUGUUUUUCAUAUCUCCCGUUACCUGAUAUCCGUCGAACAUAUCGCAACCCAGAAAAAUGAAGCAUAUAUACAAAUACAGCCUCAGCCUGCUCUUAGCGUUAGCUGCAUACGGGACUGCCUCGAAAUUCAUCUUUGACAAGGUGUUUGAUACAACAGAAAUAGUCAUUGAUGAGUUAUUCCACAUCCCACAAGGCGUGGCGUAUUGUGAACGGAAUUUUACACAAUGGGACCCCAAAAUCACGACUCUGCCAGGCUUGUAUUUAGUGUCCGCUGCCUUCCUUGGAACAUACUUACCUUGCGACACAUACCAUUUACGACUAGUCAACUUAGUCGCUUCAUGUGUAAAUCUGCUGCUAUUUUCCUCAAUAUUAAAGUUUGUUUAUGGAAGCAACACUGAAAGCCAGUUUAAAAUAGUAUUGCAAGCAUUUAAUUUAGCUAUCCUUCCACCUCUGUAUUUCUUUUCACAUGUGUAUUAUACUGAUACUCUAUCACUUACAUUUCUGUUGGCGUUUUCUCGGUUAUGUUUCACAAGUCAACAUAAAUUCUUCAUUUUAGUCUUCGGUCUGUGCAGUGUUAUGAUGCGUCAGACGAAUAUAGUCUUCGUAGCUAUGGUGUUAGGUCACAAAGUGCUAGAUAUUAUGAUUAAGAGCUCAAGAGUAUUCGGCAAUAAGUAUUUAACCAAAACUUUGUUGAAUAAAAAUUCUGUAAUAGCUCGGGAUGUUGACGCUUCCAAGUUAAAACGGUAUUAUAGUAUGAACGAUGUGUUUCUGGCAUUAGGGUACCAUAUAACAACAUGUUUUGGCACAUUUUUCAAGUUCCUAACGAAACAAGACUGGUUAAUAAUACUUACACAUGGCGUAACUCUAAUUUCGUUUGUAAGCUUCGUUUAUAAAAAUGGUUCAAUAGUUGUCGGUGAUAAAAACGCCCACGAAGCGAGCUUGCAUUUACCUCAAAUGCUAUAUUUCCUUUUAUUCUACGGUAUCUUUGGAUUACCGUAUCUUGUAGCAAACUUACCAUCAACUUUGAGACUUAUGGCGAGAAAUAAAACUAAAAUAGUACUAUUCGGGAUUCUUUUUGCUAUAAUAGUACAUUUUAAUACUGUGACACACCCGUAUUUACUUGCUGAUAAUCGCCAUUAUACAUUCUAUGUAUGGAACAGAUGGUUUGGGAAAUAUGCAUUUGCGAAAUAUGCGACCAUACCCAUUUAUAUAUUUCUUCUCUUCAGUUUGUAUGAUAAUUUAAAAGACCAAAAUUGUAUUUCUUUUCUUUUGCCAUACACUAUUAGUUUAUUUUUAGUGGUAGCGUUACAGAAAAUGAUUGAAAUUAGAUAUUUCUUAGUCCCAUACAUAGUUUUAAGAUUAAGAUUUAUAAGACCUACGUAUAGAAUUGUUAUAUUUGAAUUUGUAUGGUAUUUGAUUAUUAAUGUUGUUACGUUUAAUUUGUUUUUCCAAAAGGAGAUAAUGUGGAAAGAUUUUGAUUAUGCGCAGAGAAUUAUAUGGUAAUGUUAAAUAAUUAGGUAUAGAUAUAUUUGAAUUUAUUUCUUUAAAUUAAUACACCUUAAAUUCUUAUUUUAGGUUAAAUGGGGAUACUUCUGUAUUUAGUUUUCCAAAAAUUGUAAUAGACUAUCAUUUUCAGUUAAGAUUUAAUACAAUUAAAGCAGUAUGUCUAAAUGUCUUAUAUAAAAGGAUUUUUUUUUUUUUUUUGAUCUGGUUUUUAUGGAGGCUUUGGACACUCUAGGUGAACAUGUCAGCCUCAUGGGUGCUAUCAUAGUUCCCUACUCAAGGGAGAGGUCAAUAAAGUGGUAAACACUGAUUGCUUUGUCCGUGAAAAGAUAACCUGCUAGUCAAUCAGUGCUAACCCGUUGUACUUACGUGCGUAUUUUUUACAUGCAAUUAAUGUUCCCAUCCUCCCACCGCAAAAAUAAAUAUAACAAUAACAAACCACCACCAAAAGAACAAUACUCGACACGUGUUUUGCCUCUACGAGGCAUCCUCAGGAGAUGUUGACGGUCUGACGCCCGGCAACGGAAUGACCUGACUAGAAUGGUAUUCAUUAUAUAAAAGGAUGUAAUUAGGGAGGUGAUUUCAAAAAACUACAAUAUAAGACGCACUUAUAAAUUUCAUUUAUUGAUAAAGUCAAGGUAACAUGAUGCUAUAGCAGAAUAAUCUGUUUAAGUAAAUAUAGUUAGUCAAGCCAUUUCAGUCAGUAGAAAAAAGCGGCAAAUUUAAAAAAUGUAGGCGCGAAUAAUCGUCCCACGGUCCCAUAGAAAAUUUGAAUUUCGCGCCUUUUUCUACUGACAUAGUUGUUUGACCGGCUAUAGAUAGCUCUUUAUUGAUACACCUCAGUAAAAGAUACAGCUUAAAGAAAAACAAUUAGGAUUAUAUGGGAGUUUUCAGAAAAAAGAGUACCGUUUUUCGAAAAACUAACAGGUUUUGGGUUAUUUCGACUCAGUAUCAAGGACUACUAAUUAAUUAUCAUCUUCCUCGCGUUGUCCCGGCAUUUUGCCACGGCUCAUGGGAGCUUGGGGUCCGCUUGGCAACUAAUCCCAAGAAUUGGCGUAGGCACUAGUUUUUUACGAAAGCGACUGCCAUCUGACCUUCCAACCCAGAGGGGAAACUAGGCCUUGUUGGGAUUACAAGGACUACUGGACAAGGUUGACUGGAAGAGAUCCCUUAUAGGGAUAAGUCCGCCUUUGUACAUUGUAUAUAUUUAUGUUCUUUUAUUGUGUUUGUAAUCUGUCUUAUGUACAAUAAAGUGUUUACAUACUACUAAUUGAUAAACUAGAAAAAAAAACAAAGUGUUCCCGGUUUUCCAUACACAUUUACCGUUUAUGUGAAAUUGUGUCACGAAACUGCCAAAAAAAAAUUCGAAAACUAAAAAUCUAUUUUCUAUAUGUAAUUUUAUGGACUCAUCGUGAUUAAUUACUUUGUUAUUUGCUCAUUAAUAUUGUUUAAAGUGUAAUAUCGAUAGCUUAUUAUACAGUAAACUAAUGUGGUAGUGUGCAGUGAAUGGAGAAUUAAUUUUGAAGCGCGUUUAACCACCAUCUUGGAGUCAACGGCCGGUAGUCCACGUGCUUCUUGUAAAGUCUAGCUAUCGAUUUACAAGAGCUAACAAAUCACCGUACACUGUCUUGUACAACCGUACAAUUUUUGUCGUUUUUAAACCUCUUAAUACCUUGAUACUGGCGAAAUAGUCCCACUGGGCUGAAGCCAUAAUUUUAAAAGAAGAAGAAGAUGUAAUUUUAUUAUAUUAUAACAUGCGCCUUGGCUAUUGACAUAUAUAUUAUAAUUUUCCAAAUAAUUUUAAUUAACUAGUCUUAUACUUACUUAUUUUCGCUUAUGUCAGUGUCCCAAAGAAUAUUGUUAAAAAUCGUUAAACAUAAAAUACCAUUACCCAUUAUUAUUACCAUUACCUUAGUCUGAUUUUCAGUGUACAGGCAAGGUCAUAAAUAUAUAUACAUUCCCAAAGUUUCAAAAAUAUGUGUACGCUCUUACACCAUAGACAAUAAAGCCGUGUUCACAUAUUUUUGAGCCAUUUGUCUGGAUCGAUAUUUUUGCCUUCGACUGUAUGUUCCUCGCAACAUGAAUUUAUAGCUUUGCUCAUAGCCGAAUUGGAAACCUCGAUCAUUCAGCUUUUGAAAGCAAUUUUUAACUUUAUGGUGCACAAUAAUAGUACAUUACGAUACAAGUGCGAAAAAUAGGAAAUUGGCAACGAGUGGCGAUAAAUUAAAACACGACCGACGGGAGUGUUUUAACUCGACACGAGUUUCGAAUUACCUAUUCGCACAUGUAUCGUACAACGUUUUACAGUACAUAUGGCCCUUUAAGUUUUCGGCACAGUUGCGUAAUGAGCUCAUUAUAUCGCACUAUUGUGGUAAAGUAACACCAUAUGUACUGUAAAGAAUAUUUACUUAUGGCAGAGUUAAAAUAAAAUAAGUUAGUUGACUCAUAUAAAAAGUGAUGAUGAGAUUUAUUUUUAAAUUUAAAGCAGCCAACGCACGGCGUUGCAAAAAUGUAAAGGCGUAGACUCGAUUUUAUAACCCUUUUUGACAGAUGACAGUUGUCAAAUGUGUCUAAUUUAGUGACUAAAAAGA